AUGGCUGUGUCAUUGCAAUUAUGGGGAUGUUGCUCUAAUGAAUCAAUUGAAGAAGUUGAACAGUUCAUUAAUUGUACGCACUGUAAUAAAUCUUACCAUUUUUUAAAUUUAUCCAUUCCUGAAAUCGCUAGGAACUCUGAGGCUUAUGACAAAUGGAAAUGUCCGGCAUGUAUAAAUUCAGCACCAAAGACCUCAAAAAAGGACUGCACACCUAUUCGUACUAUUCCUACGACCAGAGGAAAUAAAAGACCGGCAUUAAACUCUCCUCCAAAAGCAAGUCCUGUUACAAGUGAAAACGUUCGUACAAUUGUCCAAGAGGUUAUUAAGAAAGAGUUCAACGAUAUGCUAAAACAACUAAAUAAUAGUAUGAUCGGUGUUAUCACUAAGGAGCUGGAACCUAUAAAAAACGAAAUGAGGGACCUUAAAGAAUCUAUGUCCUUUAUUAAUAAAAAAUUUGAGGAAAUCGAGUCGGAACAGCUUGCAGCUAAAAAAUCUUUUAAAACACUGCAAGAUAUAAAUUCUCAUUUAGGAAAUACAGUUUCUGACAUGUUGCAACGACUUAAUUAUUUGGAGCAGCAAUCUCGAUCCAAUAAUUUGGAGAUUCAGUGUUUGCCUGAAAACAAACAUGAAAACUUAUACACGACUGUCAAACAGAUGGGAAUUGUAAUUGGAUGUGAGUUAAAAGAUGAAGAUAUACUUCACUGUACCCGGAUAGCUAAAAUGAGUUCUAACAACACUCGUCCUCGAUCUAUCGUAAUCCAAUUGGCUUCUCCUAAAGUACGUGAUCAGAUUUUGGCUGCAGUUAUCAGCUUCAAUAAAUCAAAUCCGCAAAACAAACUCAACAGCGUGCACUUAGGUCAUACUGGUAUCAAAAAACCAGUUUAUGUUGUCGAGCAUUUGUCUCCAUCUAAUAAAGCUUUACAUGCAGCUGCUAGAUUGAAAUCAAAAGAAAAAGGAUAUAAAUACGUUUGGAUAAGAAAGGGUAAAUCUUCGUUAGAAAAGAUGAAAAUUCAGAAUAUAUUUACGUAA
Parnassius apollo (apollo) is the source of this 1029-nucleotide messenger RNA. Lineage: Eukaryota; Metazoa; Arthropoda; Insecta; Lepidoptera; Papilionidae. The record is from the annotation of a GenBank genome assembly.